CGGUGCGGGCUGGCGUGGCGGGAAGCGGCGGCCGCGAUGGCGGGCGCGGGCGGGAGGAGCUGGCGGGACCUGCUCGCAGGGAGAGCCAGGAAGAGGAGAAGCCCCUUUGGGAGCGCAGCCGAGCUCCAGGGAGCGGCUCUGCGGCUGCUGGAUCAGCACCAGAACCUGGCUGAGCUGCUCCUGGAGGUGGGCGAUUCAGCCAAGCCAGGUGUGCAGGAUGGGGCAGAGCCCCGGGGAGUGUCACCAGAGUCAUUUAUAGUCUCUGUUCUGCAGGAGCAGGCCUCAAAGCUGGGUGUGCCCACAGCCACCCUGGCAGCCAAAAAUGCCGUUGCCAACGUGGAGCGGAUCUGCCAGGAUUCUGCCAGCCCUUCCCAAGUCCCACUGCUGAACUCUGACCAGAGAAAGAGGUUGACCUGCUUGCUUCAGACUGUGAAGGAUUUGCUGGCAAACAACAUGUUCUGUCGCUCCCUCUUCUGCCAGGAGAUGUGGAAAAUGAAGGAGCCCCCGGUGCUGGAGGCCGUGUGGCACCUGCACAGAGGUGACAUCGUGGGCCUGGCAGAGCUGCUAGACAGGAGCCCAGCAGGCCCAGCAGCAGUGGAGUGGCUCUGCAGCAGCCUCUGUGGCCUCUGUGAGCAGGCUGGGGACAUCUCCUGUGGGGACACAGAGCUGGCCCAGGGAAUUCUCUCAGACUUUGCCAUCGUGUUUCUUCAGCAUGGCUUUGAGCAGGCUGUGGAGCUGGGAAGGAAGGUGGAAUUCCAGAAGGUUGCCUACAUCUGCCGUGCUGUCUUACAGAGAAUGCUGGCAUGGGUGCUUGAUGCUGUUGGUAAAGAGAAGCAGGAAGAUGUUUCCAUGGUGCAAGCUGCAAGGUUCUGGCUGAAUGUGUUCAACGUGUCCCUGUAUGGAAGUGUGGCUCCCCCGGAUUCCUUGAGGCAGUUUUUCAGACACACCCUGACUGAGGUUCUCACCUACAACCCCGCGCUGAAAGUGUCUGAUGCCAUCCAGAUGCAGAAGGAGUGGAGCUUUACCAGGACUUCUCCCCUGCUCACGGCUCUGUAUCGCAAGCUGUUGGUGGCAUUCAGUGUGAAGGAAUCCAUCUGCCAGCUGCAGCAGGUCCUGGAGAGCCACGAGGUGAACUGGCAGCACGUGCUGUCCUGUGUGUCCACGCUGGUGGUGUGCCAGGCUGAGGCUGAGCAGCUCUUCAAGGAUCUACUGAGCCAUCUCCUGCUCAAGGCCUUUGGGAAUUAUGACAUGGAAAAUAUGAUCACUGCCUUCCUGAUCGCUCGUCAGGCUGCUCUGGAGGGCCCUGCUGUCUUCAUGCCCUACUCUGAGUGGUUUAAGGCUUCCUUUGGGAGUGCUGGUGGCUACCACGGGAGCAGUAAGAAAUCUCUGGUCUUCCUCUUGGAGUUCCUGUCAGAGCUGGUGCCCUUUGAAGCUGCCCCAUACCUGAAGGUGCACAUCAUGUUCCCCCCCUUCGUGCCCAGCAAGCACCGCUCCCUGCUCCUGGAGUACAUCACCCUGGCCAAAACCCGCCUGGCCGACCUCAAGGUGGCCAUAGAGGACAUGGGGCUCUAUGAAGACCUCUCUGCCCCCGAGGAGGCCGUGCAGCCCCAGGCCCAGGCUCUCCGUGACGUGGAGAAGGCCCUUCAGAUAUUUGAGAACACCAGGAAGAUCCCAACCUCUGUGAUAGAAGCCAGCAUUUUCAGACGGCCAUAUUACACUUCCUGGUUCCUUCCAGCCCUGCUCAGGCCCCGUGUGCUCCCCAAAGCCCCAGAUGGACGAAUGGCUUUUAUAGACUCCUUAAAGAGAGCUGACAAAAUACCUUCAAGCUUGUACUCCACAUACCUGCAAGCCUGUCAUGCCAUGAAAGAGAAGGUGUUACAAGAUGACUCCAAAGCAGAGCCCAGCCAUGCCAAGGAGCCUUUUGAGCAGCUGAAGGCUGAACUGGCAGUGCUCAGGACUCUGGCUGUGCAGCAGGCUCAGUGGGAAGAGGUGGCAGCUCAGCUGGCCGUGGUAUCCGACAGACUCCGCCGUGUCCUGGGUGACAGCAGCGAGGACAGCGAGGCUGCUCCUUUCAGUUCCCCAGUCCGGGUGGCCAUGCCUGCCCCGGGGCUGGCAGCCUGUCCCCAGAGUGUCCCUGCCCCGGGGCUGGCAGCCUGUCCCCAGAGCGUUGUUGAUCUUCUGCUGACAUCAUUCUGCCAAACCCUACUAGCUGCUUCCUCUUUCAACCCUCCUGACAGGCAGGGCCCGUGCCUCUCCCUGCUGGUGAAGAUGAUGUGUGGACACAGGAAUCUCCUGCCUGCACUCCUGGGCAGGCUCUGCCAGCUCAUUUAUCACCAGGGCCCUUCCCUCGGUGCUGCUCACAUUUUAGGACUGGCAGCUUUUGUGAUCCACUUAAGUGAAUGCAGAGCUUUAAUUCCUGGAGUGGAAGCCAACUCUGGGGCCUCUCAGGCUGUUCCUGGAAAGGCCCUCUCUGUCUCAGAGUACUGGAGCUCCUUGCUGCUGUGCAGGACAGAAGAAUCAUUUGCCUUCUGCUUGAGGUUUUGCACUGCAGCAGCAGCCUACCUGAUGUGCAAGUUUUCAUCCUGCUCUCAUGAAGAUUUUUGUGCCUUGGUUCCUCCUGGCCUGAUUAAAAAGCUGCAGUACCUGGUGCCACGGCUGAGCUUGGAGGCUCGGGGAGUCCUGUGUGAGGAGGCCAAAAGUGCCCUGAGCUGGAGUUCCCUGUCCUGCCCCUCUCUGAACUACAGGAGAGCCAGCCUGUGCUUGUGGAGAUCUGCCCUUUGCAGUUUCCUUAUUGGUGAUCAAAAGCUUCUUGUAAGAGCUGAAUGCCUGAAAUUCUUGGAAAGGCUUGGCAAGCUACAGAAGCUCAGGAACUGCAGAGCAAAGGCCUGUCCAUCACCCUGGCUCCCUGCUGUGCUCCCUGGGAAGUGGUGGAGAGGCAAACAACUGGAAAUCCUUGCUUUUCUGCUGUCUUUCAGAGAGUGGCUGCUGAUGGAGCUGGAGGUGUGCCCUGAAAAGGACAUUCUCUCUGCUUCAGAGAGACAGGAUUUCCAUCACUGGGCCAUCUAUCAGAGGUACCUUCCUGCACCUUCUGCUGCUGGUGGCUGUGAUGGAGACCUGGAGAAGGCCUGUGCAGUCAUCCUCAAUGCCAUCCUGGAUUCCUCUCAGAGCAGGGGCAGUGCCUGGUGUGUCCCCAGUUUCAGGCUGGACCUGGGUGCCUGUGCCCAGUCGAGGACGUCGCUGAGCCCUGAGAUCCUCUGCAGGCUGCAGGAGCUGGUGCUGGAGCUGAGGUGCAGGCCAAAGCUGCUCCCUGGCUGCUCAGCUGCCCAGAGACACUUCCUGUUUGAGCUGCUCCAGGGAAGGCUGACAGGCAGAGAUCCAGAGCAUGGAUCUGCUCUGGGAGAGCAGCUCUGGAGGCAGCAGGAGCUGCUGCUGCACAGCAGGAUUCUGCUCGGGCUCCCUGCAUCCACCCUGGUCACCACGUGCUGGAAAGGGAACAAAGCAGUGCUGGACUGUGACAGCUUCUUUUGUUUUGUGAACUCUGAGCUGAAGAACGUCAGCUCCCGGGGCUACGCGCUCUCCUACGGCAUCACCGCUCACUUCUUCAGGGGCCUGCUGAAUGCCAGCCUGGACUGUGAGGAUGCAGCAGAAGGGGUCAACCAGGCUCUGGCCACGUGUCAAACCAAGUGUCCCGUGGUGCUCCUCUCUGCAGCGCUCUGGUGGCCGAGGCUGGAGGCAGCACUUUGCUCUCAGUGGAAGAGGCUCUUUGGGGCUCCACUAGCAGAAGAACUGGCCAGGCUGAGGGGCUGGCACAGCUCAGCUUCCAGGUUCCUGUGCUCAGGAGCAGCUUUGCCUGUCUCUGACCCUCCUUGGCUCUCAGCUGCCUUCCUCCACGGGGCCAUCCUGCAGCAGUCACCACGAGGACGAGGGACAGAGGCACUGGAGAGGCUGGGGACUGAUGCAGAGCAGCUCCUUGUUGCUCUGCUGUUCUUCUCACUCCUGGAUCUCAUCUCAGCCAGAAUAGCACCCAAGCUUUGCCCUCUCUCAGUGGAGCCCUGGCUGGCCUGGUUUGGAGAGGAAGGCACAGCCUCGCUCUGGUGCCCAAUUCCCCUGGGGAAUCCAGGCUGCCAGGAAGGAGUGGAUUUCCAGACAUCCCUGGAAUGGUCCCUGCAGAUCCUGCAGUGCCUGCAAGGGAGGGGCACAUCCUGGCCACUGCUCUUCCAUUCAGCAGAGGGAGCCCCCGGGAGGUUCCGUGUCCUGCGCAGCGCGGCCUCGCAGCGCCACACCCGGCUCCUGCCCCUGGCCUUCUACAGCCUCACCCCCAGCUUCCAGCAGGAGCUGCUCCAGCAGGAGCCCGCCUUCCUCAGCGUGGCACUCCAGAUGUACAUCCAGCUGCUGCAGCUCUUUGUGGAAGGGGAAGUCCUGCCACAGUCUGAUCGAGACCCCACAGAGCACGAUCCCUUGGAGCUGAUCUCUGCAGCCCGGCAGUUCCUGCUGGGAGCCAUCCCACACUGCCCUGCCCAGAGCCUUGGCAACAUCCAGCCGCUCCUCAGCACCUGUGAAGAACUGGACCCGGAGCUGGCAGCCACCCUUCUGCACUUCUCACGGCCUGCUGUGGACAUGGAGCUGGAGGAAGAGCUGGAACUGUUCUGAGGAAUGGACUCAGCCCAACACCUCACCUGCACCUAACACAAGGAGUCACCUUUCUCAUCUGGGCCAUUUUUUUCAAAUUACUUUGUAAAUAAUUUAUUACAAGCAUAACCAUGAAGCUCUUGUUACAAUAAAAAGUAGGUUACAAAUUUUCAGUUUA
Molecule: messenger RNA, 4807 nt
Organism: Haemorhous mexicanus (house finch)
Lineage: Eukaryota; Metazoa; Chordata; Aves; Passeriformes; Fringillidae
Gene: FANCA
Product: FA complementation group A
Exons: 46
Coding region: 37-4650 (1537 amino acids)
Biological process (GO): regulation of regulatory T cell differentiation; interstrand cross-link repair
Cellular component (GO): Fanconi anaemia nuclear complex
Source: RefSeq, a predicted model, not a curated record